AACCGCCAAUAAUAUUCAGCCGAUUGAUUAUUCAUAAACAUGGUUGCGCUCACAAACUUUUUCAAAAGUUCUUUACCUCCUAUACCUCCUAAAUAAAGCACCUUGGAUACUGUUCAAUCUAUUCUCGACUUAUUUUUAAAUGAAAAUUCAGUAUGUCGCAAAAAUAUUCGGGUCAUAAUAGUUUACAAAAAGCAUUUGAGGAUGAUUCUAAUAACAGUCUUGACCAGGAUGGAGAAGAUAUGAUCGUAUGGAAAAUAAGGUUAAAAGUAAACAAGAUCAUAUAUCAAAUGAAUGCGAAAAAAUUAUUCAAGAUAUGUCCCGAUUAACCAAUGAACUAGUUUCACGUCAAAAAAAAGAAAUUGAGGAUAAAGUUAAUGAAUAUAGACGCAAAUUUGAGGAAUUAGAGGAUGAAAAGCUUUCUAUCGUAAAGAAAUUGAGAUCUGAAAAAGAGAAGUAUUUGCAAAUGCAUGAUUUGAUUGUCGUUGAGCUUUUGAAAAAUGAAGUUGCCCAAGAGAAAACAAAUCAAAUAUUUGAGAAGAAACUGGCUUCUUUUAUCAAUGGUACGGAUUUUUUCUCAUAUAAAGAAAGAAUUUUAUGAAUUAAUCCAUCAUUCUCUGAAGACACUAGUAACCAAUUGAAAAGCUUACCAGUUGCUCAGAAUCCACUUUAAAUAAUCUUGAAAAACUAACAAAGAACAGAUCAGAUAAAACAUUACUAUAAUGUCAUGAAUGAUAAUUAAAUAUAUUUAA
Molecule: messenger RNA, 749 nt
Organism: Rhizophagus irregularis DAOM 181602=DAOM 197198
Lineage: Eukaryota; Fungi; Glomeromycota; Glomeromycetes; Glomerales; Glomeraceae
Source: RefSeq, a predicted model, not a curated record